AUGGGGGGCAGCCAGGCCCCCAGGGUCGCAGACAAGAAGGGGAUCGUCUGGGUACACUGGCUCCUGGGCCAUAACAAGCCGGGCCUUGGAGCUGGCGGAAGCAGAGGGGGCGCCAGGCGGCGGGAAGAAGAGGCCAUGGGCGCGCAGGUCGGGGCGCUGCUGCUCGCGCAACUGUUGGUGCGGGUCGAAAUCGCGAGGCAGGCGUUGCGGGAUAGGGACCUGUUGCUUCCAGGUUUCGAGAACUCUUCUAUGCUCGCAUGGCCAUGUGGCCAACGGACUGUCCCGACACGCAUAGUGGGUGGAAAGGACGCAGAGCUUGGGCGCUGGCCGUGGCAGGGCAGCCUGCGCCUAUGGGGCUCCCACUACUGCGGAGCAAGCCUGCUCAACCGCCGCUGGGUGCUCUCGGCCGCGCACUGCUUCCAAAAGAGGGCGCUGCCAUCUGAGUACCGCGUGCGCCUCGGGGCACUGCACCUGGGUCCCGCCUUGCCCCAUGUUCUCUUGGUGCCCGUGCGGAGGGUGCUGCUGCCUCCGGACUACUCAGAGGACGGGGCCGGAGGAGACCUGGCGUUGCUGCAGCUUCGCCGCCCAGUGCCCUUGAGCACAUGAGUCCAGCCCAUCUGCCUGCCUGAGCCUGGGGCUUGCCCACCACCAGGCACACCGUGCUGGGUCACUGGCUAGGGCAGCCUCCACUCAGGAGUGCCACUCCCAGAGUGGCGACCUCUGCAGGGAGUAAGGGUGCCACUGCUGGAUACUCGCACCUGUGACCUCCUCUACCACAUGGGCACCAACGUGCCUCGUGCCGAGCACAUAGCGCUGCCAGGGAACCUGUGCACCGGCUAUGUCGAGGGCCAGAAGGAUGCCUGCCAGGGUGACUCUGGAGGACCCCUGACCUGCAUGAAAUCUGGGCGCUGGGUCCUAGUGGGUGUGGUGAGCUGGGGCAAGGGCUGUGCCCUGCCCAAUCGUCCAGGUGUCUAUACCAAUGUGGCCACUUACAGCCCUUGGAUUCAGGCUCGCCUCAGCCUCUGAUGCAGUGACACUGACCUGAAGCCAGACUCUGGGGUCCCUCAGCUGCCUGGUCUGUGUGGGGAUCUACACAUCCCCCAACCCUGCCCCUUCUGACUUAGGGCUUAGAGGCCUAAUAAAUUUAAGGGGCCAUCCACCCAUCCAUUCAUCUGUCUAUCCCCUGCCUCCUCCUUGGGGCUCACCAAACCCAAGCUGCCAACCCUCCUCCAGGAGCCUCCCGAGUGUCCGGGGGUCUCACACUCCCUCCCUUCCCUUCCUGCUCAUAUU
Balaenoptera ricei (Rice's whale) is the source of this 1290-nucleotide messenger RNA. RefSeq names its product serine protease 33 (gene PRSS33). Lineage: Eukaryota; Metazoa; Chordata; Mammalia; Artiodactyla; Balaenopteridae. Gene Ontology annotation, molecular function: serine-type endopeptidase activity. The record is from RefSeq and is a predicted model, not a curated record. The transcript has 8 exons. Gene Ontology annotation, biological process: proteolysis.